CUGCAUAUCAUGAUUUUGAAAUUUUAGUUUUCCGACGUUAAUAACUAGGUUAGAAGAGUCGCUUUCUCAACAUUCAGGGUACCCAAAGAAUACUCCUAGAAUGGGAUCGCCCGAGGGCAGUUAGUUCCAGCGGUAUUGUAGAAUUUUUCACUCUACUUACAUAAUACUGUACAAAGCGUAACAUACAGUUACUGUUAAUUGUGCAAUGAACAAUGGGACUCGUCCACCCAUGAGGGGAUGAACAAUAGCUCAGAGAUGGUUAAAGUUCAAACCGCAAACUUAAUCUCCACCAUCUACCUCAAGAAAGAUUGGUGAUCGACCUGACACGUGUAUCUGAUAUGUCCCCUAACUCCACACUCAAAAUGAUAAAGCCCAUACACGUCCACAUUCAGGGUGGGGCCACAGGACCAAGCAAGUAAGAAGACACUGAGAAUCUUUAUAUAAUAAAUUGGAAAAUCCCAAUGUGUUUCCCCUAGGAGAGGGGCCUACUGUGCCACUUACGGUAGCCACAGGCACAAGGAGAGAACAAGUGUAGAAGUCAGGCCGACCCCACCGCGGCCGCAACAUUCAUUUUGGUAACCACGGUGGAAUCUAAAUGUCACCGUGUCACCAGCUCCCCCACACCUGUCUAAGCCUUUCCAAUCAUGUUGUCCUUGAAACCAUCUAGAGAGAGAAAAACUGGGUUUGAGAGAGAAAUAAGGGGAACAGAAGAGAGAAACUAUGAAUCCAUGCGUGUGAGAAUGAGGCGAAAGGAUACUGGGAUGUAAAGUUGUGAGGGAGAAUGUGGCUUGGGAUAAGAGAGAUCAUGUGGAUACAGGUGUGUGAAAAUUGAGAGCGAGAGAAUCUAGAAACAGUUUUUGGUCUGGCGUGAGGGAGAGAAUGUAUAAAUCUAUGGAUACGAGGAGACCAACAAGAGAAAUUGGCUCAGCAUGUUAGAAUGAGAGCGAUCAUCAAUAGAGAUAAUGGAGAUGGAUGGAAGAGAGCAUACAGGGAGAGAAUUAAAUAACAACAGAGAUUCUCUCAAGACAGAAUGUGCAAAAAUAAAAGAGAAGAGGGGGGCCAUUCAAGGAAGAAUGUGGGGAUGCGAGUUUGUAGGGAGAGAGAAAGACGGGGGACCCCCUACCCCUGAAGCUUCCAUGCACACGUGCAAAAAGGGGGACACUUGGUUGGCAGCCCCCCACAAGAGGUGGGGCCUCCAACUGACUUAAUACCCACCCCCCAAUUUAUUAUUAUUUCCAUCAUUUUUUUUUUAACUGUUUUUCUUCUUUUUAUCCCAUAUGGAGUGGCUUUUACCGACCAGAACCAUCUUUAAAAAAUCCGACACCCACUUAAUUAUCCAAGAAGAAACCUGCUUAGACUAAAAAGAAGAAAAUCUGACUUCCCACCCGUGGUAGGCAGUCUUCAUACGGACUUUGAGCACACCAACAACAGUUGACUGCGUAUCUUCUUCAACCCCCACCUUUUAAAUUCUCCCCCAUCCUUCACCCCAAUACAUGCAAUACUGGUAUCUCCUCUCUCUCUCUCUCAACUCCCUCUGCCUUUGUCUCUCUAUCUCUUUCUUUGCUUCAACGCCUUCUGAGUUCUCCCCGCAAAGCCGACCGAGCAAGUCCCAUAAUCUCUCUCUCUCUCUCUCUCUCUGGGAAAAUGAAGCUGCUCAUCCUUCUAGCUGCACUCAUCAGCAGUCACCAUGUCUCCGCCACCCUCGAACUUGAUUCCGCUGACCUCUCAUCUCUCAAGACACUCAAUUUAGAGGGAUACUUGAGCUUCCAUGACACCCACCUCGCUUCCCGAGAUUUUGGCGAUUGCUACCACUCCCUGCCUUCUGCUAUACUUCGUCCCAAGUCUCCACAGGACAUUGCCAAAACACUUCAACACGUAUUUGACCUUGGGCCCUCCAAACUAACUAUAGCAGCUCGAGGCCAUGCACACUCACUGCGAGGCCAGGCUCAGGCCCCUCACGGCAUAGUAGUGAACAUGGAGUCCUUAGCCGAUCCAAAGAAGAGGCGAGUUCACGAAGGGGGAAAGUCACCAUAUGUAGAAGUUUCAGGGGGAGAGUUAUGGAUUGAUGUCCUUCGACAAACCUUAAAAUGUGGGCUUGCACCAAGGUCUUGGACUGACUACUUGCACCUCACAGUAGGGGGUACACUCUCUAAUGCAGGGAUCAGUGGACAGGCCUUUCGAUAUGGGCCUCAGAUAAGCAAUGUCUACCAAUUGGAGGUUGUUACAGGGAAAGGGGAGGUGGUGAACUGCUCUGCACAGAAGAAUGCUGACCUCUUUCAUGCUGUUCUUGGCGGGUUGGGGCAGUUUGGGAUCAUAACCAAGGCUCGGAUUGCCCUCGAACCGGCUCCUGAGAUGGUGAAAUGGAUCAGGGUCCUGUACUCUGAUUUCUCCCUCUUCACCAAGGACCAGGAGCUGCUCAUAUCCUUGGAGAAAGGCUUUGAUUACGUGGAAGGCUUUGUGAUAAUCAACAGGAAUGGUAUACUAAACAACUGGAGGUCCUCUUUCUUUACCCCCGAGAACCCAAUUCAGGCGAGCCGCUUCAAUAGCAAUGGGAGAACUCUAUACUGCCUCGAGAUAGCCAAAAACUUUGAUUUCAACAAUGCAAAUGCUACAGACCAGGAAGUGGAAAGCCUACUGGCUCAAUUGAGCUUCAUCCCUUCAACUCUUUUCUCUUCAGAGCUUCCAUACUUAGAUUUCCUAGACAGAGUCCAUGCUUCUGAGGUUAAGCUUCGUGCUCAAGGACUAUGGGAGGUUCCUCAUCCGUGGCUCAACCUCCUCAUUCCACAAAGCACCAUCCAUGACUUUGCAGAAGAAAUCUUCGGAAAGCUCCUCACAGAUAGCAGCAAUGGCCCUAUCCUCAUCUAUCCACUUAACAAAGAAAAGUGGGACAAUAGGACAUCUGCAGUCACUCCAAAUGAAGAUAUAUUCUACCUGGUGGCAUUUCUCUCUUCUUCCACCGUCGACAGUUUAGAACACUCAUUAUCGCAAAAUAGAAGGAUUCUUGAGUUUUGCGAAAAGCAAGGCAUAGGGAUGAAGCAAUACUUGCCUCAUUAUACGACGAAGAGUGAGUGGGCAGCCCACUUCAGCCACCGUUGGCAAGAAUUCGUUCGGAGAAAAGCUGCUUAUGAUCCUUUGGCAAUACUAGCUCCUGGACAGAGGAUUUUCCCAAAAGCAAAUGCCUUCGCAUGACCCACCUUCAUAAAAAGUGAAACAGAUUCAACAGUGGGGAAAAGAAUACAUUGAUGAGUUUUAGGUCAAAAAGACAGACUUUUCCAUGGAUUUGUAUAUAUGAUACUUGUAGUAUGCUAUUCAAAAUGCUAUAUGUAACAUCGCAGUCCAUUGUGAAGGAUAAUGUGAACCCUUCAUCCAUUCAAGUUGGCCUUUAGACUUGAACGGAGGAACAGUUCACAUCACUCCUCCCCUAGUCCACAACAGACAGCCAAUGUUACCUUUAUCAUACUGAACAGUGUACUACAUUUAUCAUGUUACACUUUACCAUUCAAUAUAAAAAGGGAAGGCCUAGAGGAGUAACUGAUGGGCCAAAUUAUCAAGGAAAACUCAGAGGAACCCCAUCAUCUGGGUUAAUGCAAUCUUUUUCUCAAUCAUUGCCAAACAGAGCAGAAAGGAAAGAAAAAAAAAAAAUUUGAGAGAGAAUGAGAGAGAGAGAGAGAGAGAGAGAGAAGGUUGUAGAUGGGAAUUCUUCAAAUAUAGCUACCUUCUGCGAA
Messenger RNA from Amborella trichopoda, 3725 nucleotides. Its product is annotated as cytokinin dehydrogenase 4. The record is from RefSeq and is a predicted model, not a curated record. Gene Ontology annotation, molecular function: FAD binding; cytokinin dehydrogenase activity. Lineage: Eukaryota; Viridiplantae; Streptophyta; Magnoliopsida; Amborellales; Amborellaceae. Gene Ontology annotation, biological process: cytokinin metabolic process.